AUGAUCGCUGCUAUAUGUCUGAAGUUUCUGUUCUUCAUCGGGGCUUUGCUGUCGUUCGCUGAUCCACUCACCGACGGCUUAACAUGCUGGAAGUAUUUUGAAGCUGGAGAGAUUUUAUGGUUUGUGUUAUGCUUGGUGUUUAUUAUCCUUCCAAGUAUCAUCUAUCUCAUAUUCUGGGUGUUUAUUCUGCCUUCUAAUGAGAACAGCACAUCGGGAAAAUUGGCGUCAAAACUCCGCUGUUGUGUGGCUGCAGUAUGUUGUCCUUUCAUUCCUUGCUGUGGGAGACUGUAUGUAGCUUUCACUACAAAGGAACACGAAGACCAUCAGUUAUAUAUUGAAGUUUUUAACUGCCUAGAGGUCGGCAUUGAACUAGCUCCGCAGUUUAUAUUACAGUUCUACGCCGCAAUGAUACAAAGCCAUGAAGUUAGUGUAAUACAAAUUGUAUCUCUAAGUAUUACAUAUCUCCGUAUUGGAUGGUGUUAUGCGAACAUUAAUGACGACUGUACAUUUAAACUAUGUUUUGGUGGCUUGGUCAGUGUAUCUGCAAGAGUGUUCGCGUAUUCAUUAUUUGCUGUAGCUCUGGGUCCUUGGGUCGUGUUAGUUAUUGUAUUACAUAUGAUAUUGACUUGUGUCAUCCAGCGUUCACAUCGAGUCAGAGCGUUUGGUUAUGUUUGUCUGUCGUGGUUAUCCUACACCCCCUUGGGCACGGAUAAAGAAAGCGACGCUGAGAGGUUAAAAUGGACAUCUCGUACAUUUAUUCAACCCAUACUACACGUUAUCGAAGAUAUUAUAAUGGCUGUAUUUUAUUAUUUCUUUGUUGAUAGUGGAAGGACAUACCCCGACAGGUUAAAGAUAAUGUUAGGUCUCAUUGGUGGCAGUAUUUUUGGAUAUUUUGUGCUAAGAUUGUCAAGGUUUUUUAAAUGUCAAGGCGAGGAAUCUGAGGAGCAAAUCACAGACAUAGAAGCUUGCCAAGGAUUGAAUAAAACGGAAGUUGAUCAAUCUAAACCGGAAGCGGAUAGACCCAUCCAGGCGGGUCGGGAUAAGGAUGAUACCACAGACGGAAGAUGGAAGAUUGGUUUUAAAAAUUGGCGACCAAGACGCCGUGACCCCCCGGUUGACGAGGAAACUGCAGUCAAGGAGCCUAAGAAAACCAAAACUCCAGGGGGCGAUGAUACUGAUGGUAAGAAGUCUGGUCGUUUGGGGAAGUUUACAGAAUGGAAAUUUCGAAAAGGAAAAGGGAAGAGUGAAGUGGAAUGUCAGGAGGGUGCUGGUGGAAAGCAAGAUAACGCCGGGGGGGAAGGGAGUGGUUUUGUUGGGUUUAGAAAAAUACGUAAUUUUAGAUUAGGGCGAGACAAAAAACAGGAGGACAACUGA
Molecule: messenger RNA, 1374 nt
Organism: Paramuricea clavata
Lineage: Eukaryota; Metazoa; Cnidaria; Anthozoa; Malacalcyonacea; Plexauridae
Source: the annotation of a GenBank genome assembly